This is a messenger RNA of Xenopus tropicalis (tropical clawed frog), 1656 nucleotides long. RefSeq names its product keratin 50 (gene krt50). The transcript has 8 exons. Bases 55 to 1389 code for a protein of 444 amino acids. Gene Ontology annotation, molecular function: structural molecule activity. The record is from RefSeq and is a predicted model, not a curated record. Lineage: Eukaryota; Metazoa; Chordata; Amphibia; Anura; Pipidae.
CUCACCAUAUCAGCUUUCUUCCGUCACUAGAAGGGUGUCUUUUUUUUCUGCAAUAUGUCUUACAGAUCAUUCAAACAGUCCACUAAGUCAGUCCAGCAUAGCUCAGGAGGAUAUGGAGGCAGUCAAGUUGGAGGCGGCUAUUCUUGUGGUGUAGGGGCUGGAGCUGGCUAUGGUGGUGACUUUGGUUAUGUUGGUGGUGCUGGAGGUUAUGCCGGUGGAUUUGGUGCCGAUGGUUUCGGUGUAGGCGGUGGCUAUGGUGGUGCCUUUGGUGGUGCCUAUGGUGGUGCCUAUGGUGGUGGUGCCUUCGGCGGCAGUGGAGGUGGACAGGUGGGCGUCUUUUCGAUUAAUGAGAAGCAAACCAUGCAGAAUCUUAAUGAUCGCUUGGCUUCAUACCUGGACAAGGUCCAUGAACUGGAGGGAAAAAAUGCCGAGCUGGAACGGAAAAUUAAAGAUUGGUAUGAAAAACAUGGGCCAGCACCUCCUGAGGCACCAAGGGACUACAGCAAAUAUUUUAAAGAGAUUGAGGCCCUAAAAGCACAGAUCAUUGCGGCAUCAAAACAAAACGCAGUGAUUUUGUUGCAGUGCGACAAUGCUCGCCUUGCUGCCGAUGACUUCAAACAGAAAUUUGAGAAUGAGCAGGCCAUUCGCUAUUCAGUGGAGGCCGAUAUCAAUGGUCUGCGUAGGGUCAUGGAUGAUCUUACCCUGUCCAGGGCUGAGCUGGAGGGUCAGCUCGAGAGUCUCACUGAGGAACUGGCCUAUCUCAAGAAGAAUCACGAUGACGAAGUUAGAUCCAUCAAAGUAACCGAAGCUGGCAAAGUUAGUGUUGAGAUGAAUGCUGCCCCCAGUAACGACCUGACCAAAAGGCUGAACGACAUGAGAGCUCAGUAUGAAGACCUGGCUAGGAAUAACCGCCAAGAAGCCGAAAACAAUUUCAAUAGAAUUAGUGCGGACCUGAAAAACCAAAUGCAUCACGUACAGAUUACAAUGGAUGAAAGCAGGACUGAAGUUACCAACCUUAAAAAAACACUCCAAUCCCUGCAAAUUGAGCUUCAGUCACAGCUUGCCCAGAAAAACUCCCUGGAAAUACUAUUAGCAGAGACCGAGGCAAGAUUCUGCAUGAAACUGUCACAUCUACAGGAGACCAUUGCCUGUGUAGAGCAGCGUUUGGAGCAGCUCAGAGCCGAGUCCGAGUGCCAGAGAACCGAAUACCAACAGCUCUUGGAAAUGAAGACCAAGCUGGAGGGUGAGAUUGCAACAUAUCGAUCCCUUCUGGAUAAACUAGGGUCCAUACAAGUCACUCAAGGACACGGCCAGGGGCAAGUAAUAGGACAAGGACAAGUACAAGGACAAGGACAAGGACAGGGACAAAACAGAGGUUCUUGGAACUGAGAAGCAAAUCUGUACAAGCCUUGGGCUGAAAAGUUACAACAUCCGUGGUGGUUGUGGUGGAAGCAGAAGAGAAGAAAACCCCAAGAUAAAUGCAGUUUUAGCCCAAAAAUAACAUAAUGUUUCCGAACACAGAACACGGCAUGGUUAAUAUUUCUCUUUUUUGUGGGACUGCUUUAGACUGGGGACUAAGCGCAGCACUUGCUGUUUCUUGUUAUUUUCUUUCUCUUUGCAUACUUUUCUCAAUAAACUCUUUUCUGAAGCAAGUUA